Strongyloides ratti is the source of this 3489-nucleotide messenger RNA. RefSeq names its product ATP-dependent RNA helicase DHX8. The transcript has 3 exons. Bases 1 to 3489 code for a protein of 1162 amino acids. Gene Ontology annotation, cellular component: catalytic step 2 spliceosome; intracellular anatomical structure. The record is from RefSeq and is a predicted model, not a curated record. Gene Ontology annotation, molecular function: RNA binding; ATP binding. NCBI's taxonomy places the organism in Eukaryota, Metazoa, Nematoda, Chromadorea, Rhabditida, Strongyloididae. Gene Ontology annotation, biological process: spliceosomal complex disassembly.
AUGAAUGAUAUAGAAAAAUUAGAACAUCUUGAAGUUGUCGAUAGAAUCGUAUCCGAAUUAGAAAAUCAUUUUGGUUCAGGUGGAACUGAUGAAGCUGAAUUUUUAAUAGAUUUAAUAAAAAAAAAUCCAACAUUUGAUAAAGUUAAGAAAGCUUUAAAAAAUGAAGGUCUUGAAGAACAUUUUUCAGAUUCAUUUAUAGCUACUUUAUUACGGUUGACAAAACAACUCUUGCCAAAAAAUAAUCAAGAUAAAGGUGAUGGUAAUAAAGAAGAUAAAGAACUUAUAAAGCGUCUUGUUCCGGCUUUAGCUUUACCAGAUGUUGAUCCUACUACAUCAUUAGAUUGGAUGAAUGAAUUAGAAAGUUUAGUUCCACAAUUUGAAGCGAAUAAAGAAGUAAAGAAAGAAUGUGAUCGUUCAAGAAGUAGAUCAAGAAGUAAAGAGCGUCGUAGAAAACAUGAAAAGAAAGACAGUUCAUCUAGAAAACGUUCUAGAAGUAGAGAUAGACAUAAGAGACGUCGCAGUAGAUCUGGUAGUUAUGAUCGAAAAUCUAGGCGUAAAAGAUCAAGAAGUAGAGAACAUAGAAAAAAAGAAGAAAUUAUUAAAACUCCUGAGGUUGGGAUGAUUUUAGAGGGACGUAUUUCAAGAAUCCAACCAUUUGGUGCUUUUGUAACAUUUCGUAAUUUAAAAAAUUAUCAAGAUGGUUUAAUUCAUAUAUCACACGUAAAAUCAAAACGUAUUGAUAAUAUUAAUGACCACUUAAUACGUGGACAAAAAGUUAAAGUCAAAAUUAUAAAAAUUGAUGGUUCUAAAAUUGGUUUAUCUAUGAAAGAAGUUGAUCAAGAAACAGGACAUGAUUUAAAUCCUAAACCUUCUGAUGAUGUAAUUAUGGGACGUGAUGAAGAUGAUUGGAUUAAUUCAAGAAAGGAAACAAAUGAAGAAGAUGGUCCACCAAACGAUGGUAAAAGAAAGCCACGUGUACGUGUAACGACUCCUGAACGUUGGGAAUUAAAACAAAUGCAAGGUGCUGGAGCAAUAAAAAUUACUGAUUUACCAGAUUUUGAUGAUGAUAAUGGUAUUUUAAAAGGUGACGAUGAAUUAAGUGAUAUCGAAGAUAUGGAAAUUGAAUUAGUUGAAGAUGAACCAGAUUUUUUGAAAGGUUAUGGAAAACAUGUAAUGGAUAUUGAACCAGUUAAAGUAGUUAGAAAUCCAGAUGGUAGUUUAGCUCAGGCUGCAACUAUGCAAGGUUGUUUUCAAAAAGAAAGACGUGAAGCAAAAUUACAAGCACAAAGAGAAAAAGAUAAUGAAAAACAAAGAAAUUUUUCCGGUGGUAUUAAUAUACUUGAUCCAAUGGGAAAACAAAUUGUACGAGAUGAAGAAGAUGAUGAUAUCCCUAGACCUGGUGUUUCAAAAGACAUGCCUGAUUGGUUGAAACAUGUAACACAAGGUGGUAGAGUAACAUAUGGUAAAAAAACAAAUCUUUCACUUAUAGAACAAAGAGAAUCUUUACCUGUCUUUCAGUUGAAAGAUAAAUUAGUUCAAGCUAUUAGAGAAAAUAAUAUUUUAGUUGUUAUUGGUGAAACUGGUUCUGGAAAAACUACACAAUUAACACAAUAUAUUGUUGAAGCUGGUUUGGCCAAAAAUGGUAAAGUUGGUUGUACACAACCAAGAAGAGUUGCUGCAAUGAGUGUAGCUAAACGUGUUGCAGAAGAAUAUGGUUGUCGUUUAGGUUCUGAAGUUGGAUACACUAUUCGUUUUGAAGAUUGUACUAGCAAUGAGACAAUUAUUAAAUACAUGACUGAUGGUAUGUUAUUGAGAGAAUGUUUAAUUGAUCCUGAUUUAAAUUCCUAUGCAUGUAUUAUGUUAGAUGAGGCUCAUGAAAGAACUAUACAUACUGAUGUAUUAUUUGGUUUAUUAAAAAAAGCUGUAAAGAAACGUCCAGAAUUAAAAAUUAUUGUAACUUCAGCAACAUUAGAAGCAGAGAAAUUUUCAAAAUAUUUUUAUAAUUCACCUAUUUUUACAAUACCUGGUAGAACAUUUCCUGUUGAAAUUUUGUAUACUCGAGAACCAGAAAGUGAUUAUCUUCAAUCUGCCAUCAUAAGUGUAAUGCAAAUUCAUUUAACUGAACCUCCUGGUGAUAUAUUAUUAUUUUUAACUGGUCAAGAAGAAAUCGACACUUCAUGUGAAAUUUUAUACGAAAGAAUGAAAGCAUUAGGUCCUGAAGCUCCUGAAUUGAUUAUAUUACCUGUGUACAGUGCUUUACCAUCAGAAAUGCAGACAAGAAUAUUUGAACCAACACCACCAGGUAAAAGAAAAGUUGUUAUUGCUACAAAUAUUGCUGAAACAUCUCUUACAAUAGAUGGUAUUUAUUAUGUUGUUGAUCCAGGAUUUGUAAAACAAAAAAUUUAUAAUCCUAAAAAUGGUAUGGAUUCAUUAGUUGUUACACCAAUUUCACAAGCUGCAGCCAAUCAAAGAUCUGGCCGUGCUGGUAGAACUGGUCCAGGUAAAUGUUAUAGACUUUAUACAGAAAGAGCAUACAAAGAAGAAAUGUUACCUGCACCAGUUCCUGAAAUUCAAAGAACAAAUUUAGCAUCAACAUUACUUCAAUUAAAAGCCAUGGGAAUUAAUGAUCUCUUAGGAUUUGAUUUUAUGGAUGCUCCUUCAACAGAAUCUAUGCUUGUUGCUUUAAGAACAUUACAUGAUUUGUCUGCUUUAGACAAAGAUGGUUUACUAUCACUUCUUGGAAGAAGAAUGGCCGAGUUUCCAUUAGAUCCAUCAUUAUCAAAAUUGCUUAUUAUGUCUGUUGAUUUAAAAUGUUCAGAUGAAAUAUUAACAAUAGUUUCAAUGCUUUCUGUACAAAAUGUUUUUUAUCGACCAAAAGAAAAACAAGAACAAGCAGAUCAAAAAAAGAAAAAAUUUAAUCAACCAGAAGGAGAUCAUUGUACUUUACUUGCAGUAUAUAAUUCAUGGAGACAUGUAAACUAUUCUACACAAUGGUGUUUUGAAAAUUUUAUACAAGCUAGGACUAUGAAAAGAGCACAAGACAUUAGAAAACAACUUUUAUCUAUUAUGGAUAGACAUAAAUUUAAAGUUGUUUCAUGUGGAAAAGAUAUUAAAAGAGUACAAAAAGCUAUAUGUUCUGGUUUCUUUAGAAAUUCCGCAAAGCGUGAUCCACAAGAAGGAUAUAGAACAUUAACAGAUGGACAAAAUGUAUAUCUUCAUCCGUCUAGUUCUCUUUUUCAACAGCAAUCAGAAUGGGUUGUUUAUCAUGAACUUGUCAUGACAACAAAAGAAUAUAUGCGUGAGGUUACAGCAAUUGAUCCAAAAUGGCUUGUGGAAUAUGCUCCAUCAUUCUUCAGGAUAUCAGAUAAUACAAAAUUAUCUGCAUUUAAAAGAAAUCAAAAAAUUGAUCCACUCCAUAAUAAAUAUGAAGCUCCAGAUGCUUGGAGAAUUUCCAAGGUUAAAAAGAAAAUUUACAAUCCAAAUCGUUAA